GUAUUUUAUCCAGAGUACAAGUUUGGAGAUAAUAUCAACGGAGCCGCGUAUUGUGAUUGUGAUUGUGCGCUACGUCAUCAGCCGGUAGCCAAUCAGCAGGCUGGGUUUUGCCGCUGUUUAGACCGCCAUGUUUCAAGCACAGAGUGGCUUGUUUACUGUAGCCGCUAAUUGCGGCCUUUAACAACACCUACCUAACCUAGCUAGGUUUUCUGUCCUGUGUUAACUUAAAGCAUAUCAGUCAACGACAGCUUGAAGGAAAUUGUGAAUUAACACACAAUUAAACUUGUGUUUUAAAACUUUGCUAGCUAGGUAAGUUAUCGGCUUUUUUUUGCUUGUUGCAUUGAUUUACUGUCCGCUAACCUCACCGGCUUUUAGCCGCACCGCACCACUGGCCAAACUUUGUGCGAUGAAAUCGACAGUUUUAGGGAUAUGAAUGUUUAAUUCGGACACUAAAGUUUGUUCUGACAGUAACCAGCGAUGUCCAUCGACUUUGAUAGUGCUGCUUUACAAACGCAGCAUGAAGAGGAGGAAGAAUAUGAUCAGGAGGAUUACGCCCGAGAGCAGGAGCUGCACAAGUUGCUGACUGACCUUCCAGGUGAUAUGCUGGAGGACAGUCGGGACUCCUCUUCACCUGACCUGGACUACUCAACUUGCAGUCACCCAGGAAACAACAACAACAAGAGACCACAGCAUUUUUGUGGACACUCUGAAUGGUCUAAUCAGCCGCGGCCCCUUUCUGUUGAAGAUAAUCCUCAUGAUGGGUAUGAUCAGUCCCAUCAUCAAGGCUGCACUUAUGACAACACAGCAUCACAGCCAAACAGCCAUGUUCAUCACCUCCAGGGUGGGAUGGAUCAUCUACCGCAAGCCUGGGACGCACACCAUUGCGAAAACUAUCAGCAUGAGUCUGAAGACUAUGUCUACUCUUGUGAUAGAACAGCAGAGUCUGAUGGUGUUAACUUCUCUUCUGGUGAGGGCUAUGAACAGGAAACGUACCUACACACAGGUGGCCAAGGCCAAGGAAAGCAUGCGAUUGUACAAAACCAUUUUCAGAAUUUUGAUAAUGGAAUAACUGAGAGCAAAGAUGUCGAUACUUACAAAGUCAGCUACCACCCGCAUAAACCACCAAGUGCCCCAAAGAUGUUCAGCACCCAGGCGUCUCAUCAAAAUGGCCACUUUAACCAGCUUCAGAGGGAUUUCCUUGACUCAUCACCAAGUGCUGUUGAUGCCCAGGAGUGUGCUCAAGUAAAGAUUUUAAAUAAAGCUCAGUCAAGGCAAAUUGAGGAGCUGGAACAGAAACUAGAAGAUAACAGGCGCAAAAUGAGAUAUCUUGACCAUCAGUUUGCCAUUGUCAGAGAUGAAAAGGAAGGUCUGGCAGUGUCACUGAAGGAGUCCAGCUGUCUAAUAGAGGAGUUGAAGGAGAGGGAAUCUCAGCUAAAAGUCAAAGUCAGAUCUCUGGAGCAACAGAUCCAGGUCUUUACUGAAAGAGAACAGGAGAACAUGAAGAAGCAGCAUGCUGCACAGGCUGCAGUUGAUAGCAUGCAGCAGCAAAUGAUGGAGCUGCAUCGCUCAGACACGCUGACACGAGCGCGGGAGCAGCAUGACCGAGACAUGGCUGUCCUGAAGGAGCAGCAUGAGGCUCGAAUGCUGGCCCUUCAGCAGCAGAUGGACUCUCACGUACAGAACCUGGACCAGCAGGUGCAAGCAACCCAGAGGCUGCGGGAACAGGUGAGGCAGCUAGAGAAGCAGAGGGAGGCGGAGCAGGUGGACAGAGCUACAGUCAUCAAUGUCCUCACAAAGCGCCUGGAGGAGAGCCAGCAACAGUGUGCAAAGCUGCUUCAGACGGGCUGUGUGCAGGAGAUGAGCCAGAUGCAGAUAAAGCUACAACAGGCACAGUCUAGCCGCAACAUCAGUGAAAAUAUGAACCGAGCAUUACAGGAAGAGUUAAAUGAACUGAAGGAGCAGAUCACCUUCUAUGAGUCUGCUGUGAAGCUUGGAGCAGUUGCUUUUGACUUGAACACAGACUGGGAAAACCACCUAUCUGAGUCUUGCAUAGAUUUGGGAAUCAAGGCAGUUAAUAGGAACAAUGGCAGGAAUCACAGCACACCUGUGUUAUCAGACUCUAGCCUUCCUAAGGGGGACUUGGUGAGAGAGUUAAAGAAUGAGCUGCAGAGGUGUCUAGCUCAGCUGAAAACAAAGAGGCAGAAGAUCUCCCAGUUACAAGAGGACCUCAAGAUCUCACAUGACCAUGUGGAGCAGCUACAGAAACAGCUGGCUGAAGCUGAGAAGAAUGUUAAAGACUCUGCAGUAAGGGAACGCUGCCUGGAGAAGCACCUGGAGCCAUCCGACAUGGCUCCUCACAAAGAGCUCGCAAGACUGGAGGAGGAACGACAGCAGCUGCAGAAGAGAGUAGAGGCCCUAGAGACGCACAACAAGGAGCUGAAGCAGAGCGAAGAGAAAUUGAAGGCGGCCAACUGUGAGCUCUGCACAAAGAUGAGGGAGAUGAUUCAGGAGCUGGACCAGGAGAAACAAGAAGCUGCAGAGAGGUAUGAGAGGACCCAGCAGCAGUACAGAGAUGAUGUGGUCCAGCAUGUCCGUGCAGAACUCACCCAGGAGCACACCACUCAUGUGGAGCACCUCACUGCCCAACACCAACAGCACAUCCAGCAGCUGGAAUCUAAACUAGCAAACCUCAGUCAAGAGGUUUUAGCAGUGCAGGAAUGUUACAUUUCAGUUUGCAAGGAAAAGGACAAAUUGGAAGAAACCCUUCAGAGCAGGAUUGAUGAUGAGGAGAAGAAACUUGGAGAGCUUGAGCUAAAGAGAAGAGGUGAGGCAGAGGUGGCUCUGGAGAGGCUGAAGGCUGAUUUGGCCUCUCAGCACCAACAAGCUCUUGACCAGUUUAAAGCUCAGUGUACCAAAGAGAGUGAGCGUGAGAUCCAGCAGCAGGUGUCCAAGCAGCUGGCCUCAGCCCAGAAGAGCUGGCAGCAGGAACAGGAAGAGCUGGAGAGGAAGUGGGCAUGCAGGGUAGAGGAAGCCGUGGAGGGGAGUCAUAGAGCCCGAACUGCCACCACCCAGGAGGGCUUCUCUCAGACAGACAGCACAGAGACAGCAACCCUGACCCUCUCGCUGGAGCAACUGGAGGCCCGGCUCAGCGCCCAGAGAACAGCCCUGCAGCGAGAAGCAGACAGUGCUCUGGCUAAAGCAGUGGGUGAAGCAGUGAGACAGACUGAGGGAGAGCUGCAGCAGAAACAUGGGCAGGACAUGGCAUCACAGGUUGAAAGUGCUGUGUCAAGAGCGUAUGGUCGCUGGCUCCAAGACCUGACCUCGCUGCCGGAGUAUAAAGCCAGCCUGCAGACAGAGAGGGAAAAAUGGGAAAAACUCCAGCAGCAACAUAUUCAAGAGCAGGUAUCUUCGGCAAAAAAAGCAGCUGAAGACGUAUGGCAGGAGACGAUGGAUGUGAAAUGCAAGGAGCUGGAGGACUGCAUGAAGAGAAACCGAGAGCUUCAGGAGCAGGUGCUCUCCCUGAACACGCAGCUAGAAAAUGUCACUGAAGAGCGGGCGGCGCUCCUGGAAGCCGAGCUCUUUGCAGCCAGGACCGCAUGGAAUAGGGAGAAGCAGGAGGAGGUGUCAGGCUUGAGGUCCCAGCUUCAGAGGGAGCAACAGGAAAACCAGGCCCGGCUGGAGAGGAGCACAGAGCGGGCCUGGGAGGAGGCCCUUGCACAGAGCCAGGAGACCCUGAGGAACAAGGAGGAGGAGUGGAGGUGUCAGCAAGCACUCCGGUUGAGGGAAGAGCAGUGUCGAACCCAGGAGGAGGUACUGGCUGAGUUAAAGGAGGUGCUGAUAGAGCUGCAAAACCUGAAGAGGGAGGCUUUGGAGGACAGAGGUAGCAGGGACUUUGGGGUGAGAGUCAGGCUGAGAGACCUGUGUAGAGAGGCACUCUCCAAAGCGGUGGCCCACACCAAGCAGGAGUGUCAGAAGAGCAGUGAGGAUAAGUUGAGGCAUGUGCUGAAGGAAAGCCAAGAGCAGCACAAGAAGGAGCUCUGGGUGAUCAGCAACUUUGCGGCCCAGACCAAGGACGGUGUGUGUAGCAGUGUGGGCUGUACUGAGACUGUGGCCAAGCUCCAGAAGAGCAGUCAGGACCUUCAGAGGCACCUGGAGAAGGCCUGUCGCCAGCUGCAGCGCACUGUCCGAGAGCACAAGAGCACUCUGCACAAGCUGAAAGAGGAACAUGAAGAAAACUUGCGCAGAGAGCGGGAAGCUCAUGGAAAAGAACUUGAGGAGGUCAAGCUCACUAUAUGCAAAGAAUCAGGUGGUGCAGUCAACAGUCAACAGAAUCUCCAAGCUGGCCUUGAAGAAAUGAAGCAGCAAUAUAUGAAAGCUGUACAAAAAAUCAGAGGUGACAUGCUGCACUACCUACAAGACAGCAAGGUCAGGGCAGCCGAGCUGAUCAGAGCGGAGGUGCAGCGAGAGAGGCAGGACACAGCCCGGCGAAUGCGCAGCUACUACCUCACCUGCCUACACGAGCUCCUGGACGAGGGAGGGCAGACCACCGGGGCAGAAAAGAAAAUCAUCAGUGCUGCCAGUAAACUUGCAGCCAUGGCCAAAGUGUUGGAGACACCUCAACCCAAAAAGAAGCUUCAGAGGAAUCCUAAUGGUCAAGUACCAUUAUCAAAUCCAGAAACUAAUAAUGAACAUCCUACCACGGUGUCAGGGGCUGCUUCAAGCCAAAGCCUUCCUGUCAUACCAGAGAACCAUGAAGACUACGAGAAGAAUCAAGUCCGUCAGAUCCAUUCCAUUACUGAGACCAACCGUGACACCCAAACGGCCAAACUGAGAGAACUCAAGAUGGGGUUCAAGACCUCUCAGGCUGGCUUCCUCGGGUCUGUGAGGGGCAGUGCUGCUAAUGGGCUGGGGAUGGCUGAACAAGUUACCCCCAUGUCCCUCCACUACCACAGUCCCAAAGUCCUUGGUGCCUUUGCAUCAUCCAGUGUACACAGUGGUGAUAUUGGCACUACUAAUGUUACACUGAGAAAGCAGAGCAGGGACAUGUACCUAAUAGGGAAUGAGUCAGGGAAAGCCUUGACCCCGCAGCUGGCUGCAGACCCCUCCCUGGUUGAGGAGGCACCAGUGAGGGACGAUGGCCAGAGUGACUGGAGUUUAUCCAGUAAUGGCUCCACCUUUACCAACCAUGUUUACCUGACCACCUCCUACCCCAGCAAAAAUGCAGAUGCUGUAAGGCUAUUGUCGGUGGCAGGUCCCCAAGUUAAUGACCUGGACUUUGGAAGCACUCUAGGCGAUAACUCUGACGUGACUGUUUACAAAGAGAUUGUUAAAAAGCCAGCCUGUGUGAAACCAAAACGGGGCACAAGCAUUACAGCCUCUAAGGUCAGAGAACCAACUCCAGGAUCUGAGGAACAGAGGAUACAUAGACUGUGUCCAAAGAGCUUGUUCUCUGAAUUUAAAGUACGUCAGCAGGACAGUGGGUUUGACAGUCCUUUAUCCCAGAUUCAGAAAUGAAUGUGUGUGCGUCGGUGUCUCUGUCUUGCAGUUAUUUGACUGUGUAUUGUAUAUUUUGGAUUAUAAAUUCUCUGAAUUUCCUAAUUAAACUUUGUUUUUACCGUGUCUUCUAAAAUAAAACAUAGUAAAAUGAA
Messenger RNA from Electrophorus electricus (electric eel), 5648 nucleotides. RefSeq names its product centrosomal protein 152 (gene cep152). Gene Ontology annotation, cellular component: centrosome. The record is from RefSeq and is a predicted model, not a curated record. Gene Ontology annotation, biological process: centriole replication. NCBI's taxonomy places the organism in Eukaryota, Metazoa, Chordata, Actinopteri, Gymnotiformes, Gymnotidae.